UAGGCUGUUUCGGUUGCUGCCUUCACCCCCCCGCUGAUUUUCUAUUUCUUUAAUCUAACAGCAAGCAGCCGAGAUGGACAUUGUAAACCAGCUAGUUGCUAACGGACAAUUCAGGGUGCUGAAAGUGCCUCUGGGCUUCAUUAAAGUCCUGCAGUGGGUGUUUGCCAUCUUCGCAUUUUCCACCUGUGGGACUUACUCAGGCUCCUUUCGCAUGCGUGUGGAGUGCAAAAACAGAUCAGAGAGCAACCCAAGAAUAGAUGUCAAAUUUGAAUACCCAUUCAGGCUCAAUCAAGUCUACUAUGAUGCUCCAACCUGCAAGGGAAGUCAAACUGACCGCUUAGUCCUUUCGGGUAACUACUCUUCUUCUGCUGAGUUCUUCGUCACCAUUGGGGUUUUCGCCUUCCUGUACUCCAUGGCAGCUCUUAGCGUCUAUAUCUUUGCCUUUGAGAAGUACCGCGAAAACAACAAAGGGCCAAUGAUCGAUUUUGCUGUGACGUGUGUAUUCACCUUCAUGUGGCUCGUGAGCUCGGCGGCAUGGGCGAAGGGUUUGGCGGAUGUGAAGACAAGCACAGACCCAGCGAAGGUGGUUGAACUCAUUCCAGCCUGUGAAAAGGACCAAGGCAACUCCUGUGGUGAGGUUCAUGACCCUGUCAUGUCCGGCCUCAACACCUCUGUGGUCUUUGGCUUCUUGAAUCUGAUCUUGUGGGCAGGCAACAUCUGGUUCGUGUUUAAAGAGACAGGUAUCGUUGCUCCUUUCAUGCGUCAGCCACCUGCCCAGGAGAAGCAGCCGGCCCCUGGCACAUACGGUCAGCAGGGCUAUGCGCAGCAGGACCCAUACUCUGGCUCCCAGGGAGGGUAUCAGCCUGAUUACAGCCAGCAGGGAUACAACCAGGGUGGAGAUUAUGGCCAGGGCGGCUACAACCAGCAGGGGGCACCCACCUCUUUCUCCAACCAGAUGUAAAGACAGGCCAUUGGAAGAGGUAGAUGGAGGCUGAAAGAGGGUUAUCUUGUGAUCAAACGAGUGUGGCACCUGAACCUUACUCACACAACCACACUCUUCCUUGUCUGUGUGUUUGUGCAUAUGUCUGUGGACGAAAUUAUUGGGGGUGGGGGGUGGAUGGUCAGUUGAUACUUAGAGAAAGAUGUAGGGCAUAUGGAGAAAAGAAGGCAUUAUUCUGUGUGCUGUUCAUUAUUGUGAUGUAUGAAUUAUAAAAUAAAAAGUUAGGUAUGAUCCGAUGAACACAAAAAUACAUAAAAUAUUUAAAAAAGAUAAUAUAUAUAUAUAUUAUCUUAUAUAUCAUUGCUAUAUAAAUUUUGAAUUGAUGAUGUUUGACAAUAGUUCUGCUAAACUUUGAGAGAAUGUAUUUGUCUGUGCUGUAUAAAUAUCAAUAUGAACAAAUAUAUAGAAAUAUUUCCUAAAGAUCUGUAUGGGAUUAUUCUACUAUAGUGAGUGAUGUUUAGAGAAGUUCACUGAUGAUGAUACUAGCAAAGAAAAUGAGUUCUAAACCCAAAUGGCAAUAGUUCUCUGAGAAGUACUGGCUUGGUAAACGUUGCAUAGAUAUUCACUGAAGAAGAGUUUGAAGUUUUACCCAUAUCGUUUUUAUUCGUUUCUAUUUUUGUUUACUAAGCUUAUGACAUUUCUGAUGAAAGCAAUAGGCUAUAUGAGACCAAUCUUCAAAAUAUCCUUAAACUCUAAAAUAUCUUGCAGUAUUUUUUGUUCUCGAUUAAACUUUGGUUGAUUUUCAGACACCUUUCUGUAAUACGACAAGCACGUGUGAGUUAGCCCGGUUUGUGUAGCCCCGAAACACACUACAAUUUGUUUACUAUGCCGUUCAAGUGUGUUAGCGCUGUUUCAUGCAACUGGAGGACUAAUACUAGACAUUUUUUCUGUAGUGUGGGCACCAGACAGAGAAUUAGUCCUGUGUAUCGAGUUGGUGGUAGUUAAAUGUGCCAGUUUCAAUAUCCAGAUUCAACCCUCUUUUUUCCCCCUACUCCUCCCUCUUUUCUCCCCCUUUUUGCUCUUACACACAUACACACACUUCAAUCAGUUUGUAAUCUGAUUUUGUCCAAAAGAGUUUGAAGCACUGGCUUUGUUUUAGUGUAAUUAUACUGAAAUAUAUUUUGAAAGAUCUGUGCAAAUGUAUGUGUAUGCCAUGCAAAAUCUGCGUUCUAAUGAUUUACUUUUUUUUUUAAUGUUAUACAGCAGAUCUGUUCAACGAUAUAACAUCUGUAUAUGCACUAACUGGACUGAUUAAAGUACUAACAGAACAAUAUAAUGCAAAUGAUUUGAUCAGAGCAUCAUAUGGAUGCCAGGACCGACAGGUUUAUCUGCUUGAUUAAUCAAUAUGCAGAAGCCAAUCGUAUCUAGCAUCAUAAACAAAUCGGUUCUAAUUGACUGGAUUGCUGUAGACCAGCCUGCAUUGUCCAUUGUGAUUCAAGUAACAAGCAUGAACUUCUUAACCAACAUCAAUUUGCUCAUACAGAAAUGUAUAUGAGCAGUAUAUAUCUACACUUUCUUUGUAUGGUGUAAGCCUUGAAUUCUGGAUUGUGUAGUUGUAGUAAUUUAUAUGCAAGAAAGAUCAAUAUACACUGUCUAAAGGCUGAGGAACAGCACAGUCAUUCUCAGUCCCUCACAAUCAGUGCAUUUAUUCGGCAUUCAUUUGGUGGAUAUUUUAUGAUGAGCUGCUCUGUAGUUAUGCAUGACCAUGUGCUCAUAUGUCUAGCUUGAUUCAAUUUAUGACUGGGUCUCAUCUAAUAUUUGCACACUUUUAGUGGUCCAUGGGUGUAAGGCAAUUUGAGUAGCUUUUGAGUAGAUCUAGACAGCCUGUGAACCCACAGCCUUAACACCUCUCUCUUUCUUUUUCCUUCUUUUUUUUUUUUUUCGAUUCUUCUCUCUCUUUCUAAUCUGUCCCAUUCUUUUUCUCCCUAAUAAAUAUGCUAUUCAACUACUCUGUUGUUAGUGGUGUUUGGUACGUCUCGUGAAACUCUCGAUGCCUUUGGGUUGUGCUGUAUUUAUUGUGUAUAAUAUAUUCUUAGCGUUCAAAUGAUGUUGAUGACAGUGAAUAUGACCAUGCUGAAAAAUCACCAAAAUUAUCCAGAAAUUCUGUUGUAUUGUUCUAUGGAAUCCAUGAAGGAAAAAAUUCAAUAAAGAAUA
Molecule: messenger RNA, 3154 nt
Organism: Hemibagrus wyckioides
Lineage: Eukaryota; Metazoa; Chordata; Actinopteri; Siluriformes; Bagridae
Gene: sypa
Product: synaptophysin a
Exons: 7
Coding region: 74-961 (295 amino acids)
Cellular component (GO): synaptic vesicle membrane; presynaptic active zone; synaptic vesicle
Source: RefSeq, a predicted model, not a curated record